UCUUUCCAUUCCUCCUUAGUUGUGACGCUCAGCGAUGACGGCCCAACGUCUCUCGCGGGACAGGCAUCUCGAAGCUGCCGGAGCUUUUCAACUGGAACAUAGCUUCUCUUUAACUCCAAUCCUAGUCCGAUGACUAUGGCACAAAUACGGGAUCAUUGUAUAAGAGGACUCGUUCUCGAGGUAGUCAUCACCUGUACUGGCAUUUCCCAACAUGAAGCUCAUCUUCCCAACUACCCUCCGAAUUUAUGCUGCGUUCGCACUCACACAUAUGGCCCUCGCGCAGAAUGUAUUCAUUGGACAGCCUGCAAAUGGAUCUACCAUUUCCGCGGGCUCCAAUUUAACAGUGAGGAUCGACAGGCCCGAUACCCUCUCGGGCUCCACCGAAGUGGCCCUCGUUAUGGGCAUAUGGCCUUGUAAUAACCUUCCGUGCCCUGGACCAUCUAACAUCAUUGGCACCAUCCUGUACAAUGGUCCAUACAAGCCCCAAUUCUCAGUUCCAUCAAAUUCCCUCCCUCCACAUGAAAACUUUACAGUUAGUAUCCCAGAGGGGUUUGUCAAGGGAGUGACACAAUUUGGGCUAGCACAUGUUGCUUUAAUUGGGGCGGGACAAGCUCCGUUUCUCGAAACUUUGAACGCGACAUUGGUGAUAGUUUGAACUGGAAGGUCAGGAAUUCUUGAUAAUAAAUAUAGUAAGAAAUUUCUAAAGAGCCAAGAACGACAUUGUUGACCGUCAAUUUGCACUGGAAGUAAGCGGGAAUGAUUAGUGUUCAACAAAUAAAAUUGAAGCCUCGCUCAAGUUACUACAGUUACUACAGUUAGUUACAGUGGUUGGUGG
Molecule: messenger RNA, 835 nt
Organism: Lentinula edodes (shiitake mushroom)
Lineage: Eukaryota; Fungi; Basidiomycota; Agaricomycetes; Agaricales; Omphalotaceae
Exons: 5
Coding region: 212-655 (147 amino acids)
Source: RefSeq, a predicted model, not a curated record